Messenger RNA from Manihot esculenta (cassava), 872 nucleotides. RefSeq names its product protein YABBY 2. The record is from RefSeq and is a predicted model, not a curated record. The coding region runs from base 237 to 758 and encodes 173 amino acids. The transcript has 6 exons. Gene Ontology annotation, biological process: multicellular organism development; cell fate commitment. Gene Ontology annotation, cellular component: nucleus. Lineage: Eukaryota; Viridiplantae; Streptophyta; Magnoliopsida; Malpighiales; Euphorbiaceae.
UAUUGCUGAUGUUGAUAGUAGCUUCUCUUUUCACUCUCAAAACAGGAAACCCCCACUUCCUUGCAAUUCAGGUUAAAGAUUCCCACCACUCAUUCUCUUAAUCAUACAAAACACACUGGGCCAGUUACUUCUUCGUCUCCAUUUUACAAUCACUUGCUCAGUUUUCCUUCACUUUCCUUUAUUUUCCAUGAUUCUUUCUUCUAUUUCUAGUGAUCGAUUUUCAGUACAACUCUAGGAUGUCUCUUCACAACAUUGCUUCUGAAUGUGUCUGCUACGUUCACUGCAACUUCUGCAACACAAAUUUAGUGGUGAAUGUUCCGGGGAAUAUCACGGUCAAUGUUGUGACUGUCAAGUGUGGGCAUUGUUCAAAUUUAUUGUCUUUGAACACAGAAGCUUUGCCACAGAAUACUCAUAAUCUGCAAAAUGUUCUUAAGCAAAAUAUAUUUUAUCAAGAUUUAAGUGAGGAAUCUGGAUCUUCCAAGUCCACUGAAGUUUCUGCAUCAGAUUCUUCAUCUGAAAAUGAACAUCCCAGAACUCUUUCAGUACAUGCAGGCACAAUGGGGAAAAGGCAACGUGCUCCUUCAGCAUAUAAUAAAUUUAUCAAGGAGGAAAUUCGAAGAUUAAAGAUAAAUAAUCCUAAAAUUACCCAUAAAGAAGCCUUCAGCACUGCUGCCAAAAAUUGGGCGCAUCUCCCUCACACCGACUUUGGGUUAACCCUCAACGGUAACAUUAAGGAGAUAGAGGGGCAAGGAGCUUAAGGUGCCUCCAUGCAUGCUACUCUUUAACUUAUUUACUAUAUUAAAUAUUCAUGUGUACUCCAUAUAAACAGCUAUUACCGAUUUUAUGAAAAAAGAAAAUUUAUCUAAAUUAAA